AUGCUUCGGAAGGUCCAGCAUAAAAGGAAGGGCGGAAGUGAACAUAAUGAACAACCAACGGGUGAUUCCGACAAGUUGGCAAGCAUAUCGGCUCAAGACUUGGACGAUGCAGAGAAUGCCGUUCUCAGUUAUAUUCAGCAACAGUCAUUUGCUGUGGAAAUAGAUACGCUUAGGAAGGGACGAUCAUCCGUGAUGCGUACUAGCUAUAUCAGAAAGCUCGACCCAGUCCUUGACAACGGCCUUCUGCGUGUUGGAGGUCGUUUAUCAAAAUCGUGCAUGCCUGCUGACAGCAAACACCCCGUAAUUUUACCAAAAAAUCAUCACGUGUCGAUCAUGAUCAUCAGACAAAUUCAUCAUGAACUUCAGCAUAGUGGGAGAAACCAUAUGAUGGCUAGUUUGAGGGAAAGAUACUGGUUAGUCAGUGCCUCGUCGGCUGUAAGAAAGUUCAUCUCAAAAUGUGUAAUUUGUCGUCGUCAGAGGUCACCGGUUGGAGAACAAAAAAUGGCAGAUUUACCAGAGGAUCGUACUACUCCCGACGAACCUCCAUUUACGAAAGUUGGUGUUGACUAUUUUGGACCAUUUCUCGUUAAACAGAAACGUAGUCACGUCAAACGUUAUGGAGUCAUCUUUACAUGUCUCGCUAGUCGUGCAGUACAUUUGGAGGUAGCUGCCUCGUUGGACACAGAUUCGUACAUAAACGCGCUUCGUCGAUUUAUCGCUCGCCGUGGCCAGGUUACCAAAAUCAGAUCGGACAAUGGCACCAAUUUUGUGGGUGCCAAUCAUGAACUUGCCCGAGCAAUCAACAUGUGGAAUAUGUCGCAAAUUCAAAACUCAAUGUUCCAAAAACAUGUAGAUUGGCAGUUCAAUCCCCCUUCUGGUUCUCACCAUGGUGGGGUAUGGGAGCGAAUUAUCAGAACUAUCGGGAAGGUCAUGAACAGUGUCAUUGGAGAGCAAGUCCUCGACGACGAAGGACUUAAUACACUAAUGUGCGAGAUUGAGUCAACUUUAAAUGAUCGCCCUAUCACCAGAAAUUCGGACCAGUAUUGUGACCUGGAAACGUUGACUCCCAACCACUUACUUCUCCUGAAACGUAAACCAAACUUACCUCCAGGAGUCUUUUGUAAAACGGAUACCUACUGUAAGCGACGUUGGAGACAGACACAGUACAUGGCCAAUCUAUUCUGGCAAAGAUGGCUGCGCGAAUACCUUCCGCUUUUGCAAGAAAGACAAAAGUGGAAUGAGAAAAAAAGGAACUUGAAAGUUGGUGACAUCGUCCUUGUCGUGGAUUCUACUUCUCCAAGGAAUUCUUGGCCAAUGGGUUUAGUUGUGGAGAUCAUCCCUGACAAAGGAGGUUUUGUCCGGCAAGUGAAGGUUAAAACGGCGUCAUUUUGA
This is a messenger RNA of Pecten maximus, 1392 nucleotides long. RefSeq lists its product as uncharacterized. Gene Ontology annotation, molecular function: nucleic acid binding. Bases 1 to 1392 code for a protein of 463 amino acids. Gene Ontology annotation, biological process: DNA integration. NCBI's taxonomy places the organism in Eukaryota, Metazoa, Mollusca, Bivalvia, Pectinida, Pectinidae. The transcript has a single exon. The record is from RefSeq and is a predicted model, not a curated record.